This is a messenger RNA of Dinoponera quadriceps, 872 nucleotides long. RefSeq names its product sepiapterin reductase (gene Sptr). The transcript is spliced from 3 exons. Gene Ontology annotation, biological process: tetrahydrobiopterin biosynthetic process. Bases 18 to 806 code for a protein of 262 amino acids. NCBI's taxonomy places the organism in Eukaryota, Metazoa, Arthropoda, Insecta, Hymenoptera, Formicidae. The record is from RefSeq and is a predicted model, not a curated record. Gene Ontology annotation, molecular function: sepiapterin reductase (NADP+) activity.
UCUAUCAAUUUUGCAUUAUGUCGGUUGAAGCAUUGUCUGGUAAAGUUUUCUUGCUGGUAACUGGUGCUAGUCGUGGCAUUGGUCGACAAAUUGCAAUAACAUUUGGCUCUCUAUUGCAAGAUGGUUCUCACAUUCUGUUAUUGGCAAGAGACUUAAAUGCUUUACAAGAAGUAACAAAGAACAUACCCUCCAAGGUUACAGUUGAUACUGUUAGCAUGAACCUAAGUAAAUCAACCAAAGUCGAAUUAGAAGAAACAAUAUCACGUUCUCUGAAAGGAACUAUUCCAAAUUCAUUUGACAGAGUGGUUUUAGUGCAUAAUGUAGGUUCAUUUGGUGACAUCACUAAGCUUGCAAAUGAAUUGACAGAUUUGAGUACUUGGAGAGAACAUUAUGAUUUAAACUUUUUCAUUCCUGUUGUUCUAAACGCAGUAGUCAUGAACAUGUUCAAUAGUACAAACAUAAAGAAAGUGAUUAUUAAUGUGACAUCUUUGUUUGGCAUUCGAGCAAACCAUGGUUGUAGUCAAUAUUGUUCAGUAAAAGCAGCACGAGAGAUGUUUUUCAAGGUCUUUGCUUUAGAAAAUCCCGACGUCGAUGUAUUAUCUUAUUCACCAGGACCCGUCGAUACAGAUAUGUUUGAUAAAGCAUGUAAGAGCCUAAUCGAUCCCAAGGCUAAGAAGAAAUUUAAUGAAAUGCGAGCAACGAAAACUGUGUUGACUCCAGAACAAACGAUUAAUCGUCUUGUGCAGGUCUUGGAGAAACAUAAAUAUAAGUCAGCCGACCACGUGGAUUAUUAUGACGAAUUGUAAAUGUAACAUAUAAUUUUUCAAUAAGUAAAUGUAUUCUUCCGUUGAUAAAUAUUCUUAUUAAGAUUA